ACUGACCUUGGCUUAUUUAAUGUAGGUCAACUGCUGCCCUCUUUUUUUUGUUGUAUAUAUAUAUAUGUACAUGUGUUGCAUAUCAAGAUAUUCAUCAUUAUGGAGUGCACACUUCAAGAAAAUACUCAUUUUCAAGCCCCAGAAAUGUCAACCAAUCGACAAUCCACAGACAACACUCGAGCAAAAUAUAUGUUGAAGUUGAAGGAGAAUUUGAUUUUCAGAUCAAAAUGGGCUGAACUAAAUGGUGCAAUGGGGGAUUUAGGCACGUAUAUACCUAUAGUCUUGGCUUUAACACUAGCCAGUGACUUAAAUCUUGGUACAACAUUAAUAUUCACCGGUGUUUACAAUUUUGUGACUGGUGCUAUUUAUGGUGUACCAAUGCCAGUCCAGCCUAUGAAAUCUAUUGCAGCUGUUGCAAUUAGUAAUCCUGAUUUUGGCAUACCAGAAGUAAUGGCUGCUGGAAUUUGCACUGCUGGGAUUUUAUUCCUUUUAGGUCUUACUGGAUUAAUGCAACUUGUUUAUAGGUUAAUUCCUAUUUCUGUUGUUAGGGGAAUUCAACUAGCACAAGGACUGUCAUUUGCUAUGACUGCUGUUAAGUACAUACAAAAUGUUCAAGACUUUGCCAAGUCGAAAAAGACAAGUCCGAAGAGGGAUUGGCUCGGGUUGGAUGGGUUGUUGUUGGCUUUAAUUUGUGCUAUUUUUAUUAUAAUUGUGAAUGGGGCAGGUGAAGAUCAGAAUGAAAUCAUUUGUGAAACAGGUAAUGAUAAUAGGAGGAAAAGGUUAAAGAAAAUAAUUUUUUCUCUUCCUUCAGCUUUUUUGAUCUUUUUAUUAGGUGUUGUUUUGGCUAUUAUAAGAGGGCCUAAAGCUGUGAAAGGGUUUAAGUUUGGACCAUCACCUAUUGAAAUUGUGAAAAUAUCCAAAAAUUCUUGGAAACAAGGGUUUAUUAAGGGUACAAUUCCUCAACUCCCUUUAUCUAUAUUAAACUCUGUUAUAGCUGUGUGUAAACUGUCAACAGAUCUCUUUCCAGAAAAGGAAAUGACUGCUACCUCGGUGUCGGUGACGGUCGGGUUGAUGAACUUAAUAGGGUGUUGGUUUGGUGCAAUGCCUUGUUGUCAUGGUGCAGGAGGGCUAGCAGGGCAAUACAAAUUUGGUGGUAGGAGUGGUGGGUGUGUGGCACUUCUUGGUGUGGCUAAGUUGGUUUUGGGGCUGGUUUUAGGGAGUUCAAUGGUUAAGGUUUUGACCCAAUUUCCUGUUGGGGUAUUAGGUGUUCUUUUGUUGUUUGCUGGAAUUGAAUUAGCUAUGUGUUCAAGAGAUAUGAAUUCUAAGGAAGAGUCUUUUGUUAUGCUUCUUUGCACAGCAGUUUCAUUGGUUGGGUCAAGUGCUGCAUUGGGAUUUUUGUGUGGGAUUGUGGUUCAUUUGUUUCUUAAGAUGAGGAAUAUGGGUGAUGGUCAUUCUUCUUGUGGACUUUGGUUUAGUAGAAACCCAUAACACAGACAGUCCGGUGGACAAAAUAUUCUGCUUUCAUGCAUGGUCCAGGAAGGGCCUACGUUAAUGCAAGCAGUAGAAAGCUAUAGCAACUUUGCAAGUUUGUGUUGUGCAUCUUCUUGUAACUAAAUAAGUUUGUGUGAUUGAAAGUGGAGACUAUCGUCUCACAAUAUUAUUUUUACUAGCACAAUUAAUAGGGGUAUGUUUUCAAUUAUUCAAUUUGGUUUUGCA
Nicotiana attenuata is the source of this 1716-nucleotide messenger RNA. RefSeq names its product molybdate transporter 1. Bases 100 to 1488 code for a protein of 462 amino acids. The record is from RefSeq and is a predicted model, not a curated record. Gene Ontology annotation, molecular function: molybdate ion transmembrane transporter activity. Gene Ontology annotation, biological process: molybdate ion transport. The transcript has a single exon. Lineage: Eukaryota; Viridiplantae; Streptophyta; Magnoliopsida; Solanales; Solanaceae.